Telopea speciosissima is the source of this 813-nucleotide messenger RNA. RefSeq names its product protein GET1. Gene Ontology annotation, biological process: tail-anchored membrane protein insertion into ER membrane. Lineage: Eukaryota; Viridiplantae; Streptophyta; Magnoliopsida; Proteales; Proteaceae. The record is from RefSeq and is a predicted model, not a curated record. The transcript is spliced from 7 exons. The coding region runs from base 132 to 659 and encodes 175 amino acids.
CCUUCCCUCCAAAUUCUCCUCUGCUAAAAAAUCACCGUUUCUGAUGAAGAAUUCCUCUAGGGUCUAGACAUUCAGAUCCAUAUAUCACAAGAAAAAACAGAUCGAAACACAAGUAGUAUUGCUGACAAAGCAUGGACGAAACCUUGAAAGAUCGAAGCUCUCUCGCUGCUCCUCUGGUUUUCCUCGUCGUCUUCGUUCUCCAUCUCAUCCCAAAAUGUCUGGACCUGCUAAAGAAGAAAGGUUCAAUGAGUGCAGAGGAAAUCAAAUUGCGUGCAGAAAUAAAGCAACUUCUAAAAGAAGCAAGUGCUUUAUCCCAGCCAUCAACAUUUGCCCAAGCAGCAAAACUUAAAAGGACAGCGACAGCUAAGGAGAAGGAACUUCAGAAAAGUCAGGAGAUGCAAAACAAAAAGAUAUUUUCCCAUGAUAAAUAUCUGAAAGCUGUAAUGGCUUUGAAGGGAAUCACAUAUCUUGCAUUGAUUUUCUGGUUUUGGGGCAUUCCUCUUGCUACAUUCUCUCCUCAACUUCUGCAACCUUUGGGGAAGCAACUGUCGUGGAGUGCUGGAGGUCCUGUAAAUGGCAAUGCUGUGGUUGGUAUUAUACCUUGGAUAGUAUUAUCUGCGCGAGUGAGCAAUUUAAUUUGUCAGAAGUUCCUCAAGUAGUCGACAUCAUUUGAGUUGUAAUAUUAGUUGCCUUCACACCCAAAGAUCAAACCUCUACAAUUUCAUUGUAUUAAUCUUUAGUUAUAUUUGUUAUUGAUGCUUUUUUCCCUUUUUGGUUUAGGGGAGGGGAGUCUAUCUACUUCAUUGGAUUUGU